AUACGAUUAACAAAAGAGCCGCCUCUAAAGGGUCACUCACAGAUUUUGAACUUUCUAUAUUCUGCUGGGUCUAUGCUGUAGGACAGUCCGCUGUGCGUUGUCAUGGUUACCAUCCUCAACAAUCAGACUCCUGACCGAGCAGCCGAAUUUAUUGUUAUUGGCCAAUAUCCAGACCAGUGUCGCUCCGGGCCUAGUACCGAAAAAGAGUUCCUUCUAGUGAUAGCCUGAUAGUAUUAUUAAGAAGAGUAAUUGAGAAAAGGUGUAUUCAUGUUGUGAUUACUAAUGAAAUAUUCAUUUGGAGAUGACUGUUUAACUUCUGCCAGGAGACCAGCCAAUGCCAAUAAGUAGUGGAGGGCCAAGUGAAAAACAGAAUGUUUUCAGUGCACAAGGAAAACCUCCGCAGAAUUUGGAAAAUGGAUCAGCAUCUAGACAAAUCAACAGAAAGUUGCUCAAAAUCGCGCCUGCUCUACCUUUACUGCCAGCUGUUCCUAAGCCUCCCAAGCUCCAUCAGCGCUCAAACACCACUCUAGGUGGUAGUGGAGUUACAAAUGGAGAAGCUGAGUCAGGCGUAUCUUCGGGUGUUGUCUUCCUACAAACAAACAAUGAAGGGAAAAUACAAGCGUCCAGAAGUCAGAAGGAUAGGGAACGAAAUCCUGAUAGGAUUAGUCUUGAUAGGCGUGGAUUGACUACCGUGCCUAUCCUGGUAGGCGAAAGCAAAGUCAGACUCCUCUCUCUCCAGCACAAUUUGAUAACUCGCUUAGAUAAUAUACAGUCACUAGGACUUGUGAGACUAGUCUUCCUCGAUAUUUAUGAUAAUCAGCUCGAUAGAAUAGCUGGGCUCGAUUCAUUGCCAAACCUUCGUGUUCUUUUGAUGGGCAAAAACAGGAUCCGGCGUAUGGAAGGACUGAAAUCUCUUUCCAAGUUGGAAGUUCUCGAUUUGCACGGCAACCAGAUAACUCAAAUAAGUGGCCUGACAAUGCUCAAUGAACUGAAAGUAUUGAACUUGGCCGGAAACCAGAUCAGAGUGCUGGGGACUUACGACUUGCAGGGACUACGUUCGCUGCAGGAACUCAAUUUGCGCCGUAAUAGACUGAAACGACUUUUGGGUUUCGCUGAAACUCUGCAAUUGAAUAAACUAUUUUUGAGCAAUAACGAAAUUCAGAGCAUAGAAGAUAUGAACAGUGUACUGAAGGCUGUACAGUUGAAGGAGAUCAGUGUUGACGGAAAUCCUGUCGCUUUGAGUGGGGACUGCGCUUCGUUUCUAGUAUCUCAUUUGCCACAGCUUCAACUGCUUAGUCACAUGCAAGUAACGGAGCAAGUGCGCCGAGCUGCGUUGGCAUGGCGUUCAACCAAGGAGGCUUCCUGCUCCACCACCAACGUGAUCGGCCCCCCUCCCCCCACCACAGUCCCCCUGUCCACGUCGCAGGCCGAGGGGGGCGCAGUGGGCGGAGUGGGUGACAAGCGCGACGAGGUCAUCUAUAAUGCGCGAACCAACUGGGAGCUGCUGCGCUCGCAAACCGCGCGUUCGUUUGCCAACAUCCGGAAAACGGCCGGCGGAAAGAUCCGGCGUAUGGAAGGACUGAAAUCUCUUUCCAAGUUGGAAGUUCUCGAUUUGCACGGCAACCAGAUAACUCAAAUAAGUGGCCUGACAAUGCUCAAUGAACUGAAAGUAUUGAACUUGGCCGGAAACCAGAUCAGAGUGCUGGGGACUUACGACUUGCAGGGACUACGUUCGCUGCAGGAACUCAAUUUGCGCCGUAAUAGACUGAAACGACUUUUGGGUUUCGCUGAAACUCUGCAAUUGAAUAAACUAUUUUUGAGCAAUAACGAAAUUCAGAGCAUAGAAGAUAUGAACAGUGUACUGAAGGCUGUACAGUUGAAGGAGAUCAGUGUUGACGGAAAUCCUAUCGCUUUGAGUGGGGACUGCGCUUCGUUUCUAGUAUCUCAUUUGCCACAGCUUCAACUGCUUAGUCACAUGCAAGUAACGGAGCAAGUGCGCCGAGCUGCGUUGGCAUGGCGUUCAACCAAGGAGGCUUCCUGCUCCACCACCAACGUGAUCGGCCCCCCUCCCCCCACCACAGUCCCCCUGUCCACGUCGCAGGCCGAGGGGGGCGCAGUGGGCGGAGUGGGUGACAAGCGCGACGAGGUCAUCUAUAAUGCGCGAACCAACUGGGAGCUGCUGCGCUCGCAAACCGCGCGUUCGUUUGCCAACAUCCGGAAAACGGCCGGCGGAAACGAUGGGGCAGUGGCAGGGGGAGGGGGACGCAGUGACGAGAGCGAAUUGGAGUCGCUUCCCCUGUCGGCGAGGGCAGUCCGGUUGCCGGAGCGAGCCGAAGUCAAGAGAGCCGAAUACUCUCGAAGGAGAACCGUGUCGCAGGGAUUGGACAAGGUUCUGUCGUCACCGCUGCGUAACCCGGCUCCUCCAGCACUGGACACUAGCGAACUCUACCGACUGCCGCCAAUACUAGCACCGCUGGCCGGCUCGCCCGAAGAGGGUGGCCUUGGCCUAAAGCAGCAGGCAGACGCUGCCGAAACUGUGUCCAGUGUGGAGCCGGUCGCAGACAGCUCACUCAGUUCGCUGCCUAGCGAUACCAGCUCAGAGGAGGACGAGGUGAGCGAAGACGCGGCCCGCUGGCGGUUGGCGGGCGGUCGCGGUCGCCGGCCCUCGUCAGAGUCGACGGCGCAUGCGCAGAGGUCGAUCAAAAGUGCCAACAACACGGCCAGCUCGUCGAGUUCGUCGCAAAACAAACACAGCGCAAGCGCAAGUGGCUCGCAGCACUCCUACUGUCGCACGCACUCGCAUCGCGCGCAAACCACCAAGGUCAAGACGAAGACCUCGUCGACGCCUGGCAAGAUCAGAGAGCAAGGAGGCGACUACCUGGUGGAGAUAAGCGGCCGCUACCUGAACGUGUACGGUCAGGGCGCACUCAAGUUCAUCGACCGGCCGUGGAACCCGGUGAAGGCAGGUGACGUCACCACGAUUCGCUUCAACUAUGUGAACUUCAACAGCCUGGCUCCGGUGCUAUGCAGGCUGAAGCAGCGCUUCCCCAACGCCGAGCAUUUCAUGUUCCGCGACACCAACGUACAGGCGCUGGGCCAACUCAACGCCCUGGCCGACAUUCAGGGCUUGACCUCGUUGACCAUUCAUCCCGAGGGCAACCCCAUCUACGACAAGGAGUGGCGCAGCUAUGCCAUCUACCGCCUCUCGCACUGGGGGCUGUCCAACAUCAAUGACUUGCCGGUAACCGAGGAAGAGAUCGUGGCAGCGGCAUCUGAGUUUGCGGGUCUGAGCGACCUGGUGCUGUCGUCGCUGCCUGACAGCCUGCUGCAGCCACUGCUCAGUCGCUUGCGACUGGAGACGCAGCAGCAGAGUGCCCGCGACUGGCUGUGGGCCGCUGACCCCGCCCUCAGGACGGUUGUCGCCAAGGAGGCCUUGCAGUGGCGGCGGCUCAAUCACACCCAGGAUGACUUGCAAUGGAGGCAGAAAGGCCGUGCCUACUUGGAGUUCCUAAUCGAACAAGCUUGUUCGGCUUUCCUAAAACUGAAAAUUCUAGAAGAAGAAUGGUCCAACAUUCUUAUGGAGCUGAUCAGAGAUACUUUAGUGGACUACUCGCAAUUAGAUGAUUACAUGAAGCACUGUAUGAAUGAGAUUACCAAAAAUUGAUUUAUCAGACGUUUGAUGGAUUGAUUAACGUGAGAAGUAAACUCCUGGGAUGUUCCUCUCCAGACUCACGGACUUUUGUAAAGAGACUUCCUUUAAUGCGUUGACUGUGACGAACCCUGUCUGCGACAAUGUAGUGAGAAUUUCUUCAUCUUUUUGUUUUAUUUUUAUUGUUAAUUUAUUUUGUGUUAUUUCCAUUCAAGUUUUGAAUGCCAAAUUUUAAAUAGUGGAUGAAGAAUUGAAUGUUUUCCUGUUUUCUAAUUUAUAAGGUAUUGAUUGUAGAGUAAAAGUGCCAUCAUGGAAUAGAAUUGGAUCAAAUUCACAUUGCAUCUUUUCAGUAAAUAGAUCUUUUAAAAAUUGAUUUGAUUAUGAAAAAUUUAAAAAAAUUUAUUAAUAUUUGGAAGCAUAAAUUUCAAAGCUCAGUGAAUUGAUUAUUCACUGAGUUUAAUUCAUGUAUUUUACAUUUUUUUGGGUUCGAAACCAUGAGGGCCCUGUUGCGUGAUAAAAUACAAGCCAAUGUACCUAGAAUACAGGUACCUUGAUACAAGCUACUUUCCUAUGCUAACAAUCAGCUGGCUACUACUAUUAUAAGUUUGUAUUCAUGUAUACAUGCAAUGUUUACCGUACAUGCAGCAAUAGACCCCUGGUUGUAAUUGUUCAAGCCCAUAACCGAAACCAACAUUGGUUCCUUCAAUUAUAAUAGCUUUUAAUAUUUUAUCAAAUCUGAUUAACUUAUUCUCUUCCAAAUAACAGGCAGAUGAUCGAAAUAGAAUGAAUUAAAAUUUUGAGAAAACUAUGUAGAGAGUGUGAUUUCAAUGAUAUUAAGCGAAAAUCUUCAAAUAUUCGAAUGGAUUAAUUUUGUCACUUCAUUCACUUUUGAUAUUCAGGAUAAAUUUUUAGUUCUUUCAUUUGUAAUAUAUAAUUUUUUAGAUUUUUUAAGAUAAAAAAGUUUUGUGUCUGGCUGUUUUUAACUUCCAAUCAUUGAUUGAUUAGUGAAAGUAUGAAUAAAUAAAUAAAUUAUAAAAUUUACUGUACACAAGGUCUUCUGUGACUGUUUUGUUGAUAAGAUUAAUGAAUCUACCCAACAAUUAAUAAGCAAUUAUGUAUGCACAAUGCAUCAAUAUGUUGUUUUUAUUAUUUGAAAAUUUAUGUUGACGAAUAAAGCAAUUUUCAAGUUAAAAAAA
Nilaparvata lugens (brown planthopper) is the source of this 4845-nucleotide messenger RNA. RefSeq lists its product as uncharacterized. The record is from RefSeq and is a predicted model, not a curated record. Bases 335 to 3664 code for a protein of 1109 amino acids. NCBI's taxonomy places the organism in Eukaryota, Metazoa, Arthropoda, Insecta, Hemiptera, Delphacidae. The transcript is spliced from 17 exons. Gene Ontology annotation, molecular function: protein binding.